Messenger RNA from Cladocopium goreaui, 2346 nucleotides. Lineage: Eukaryota; Dinophyceae; Suessiales; Symbiodiniaceae. The record is from the annotation of a GenBank genome assembly.
AUGCCCCAAUCGCCCUUGGAAUUCUCGAAGAGAGCUGAGAGUGACUGGAGUUUGGAUCCAAGCGAAGCAAGUAAUCUUGAUCCAGAGCUCAUCCGAUCGGUGCCCCUUGAAAUUUGCCUAGCUGGCUGGGGAAAGCACUUUCGGACUUCCGGUGUCGCACAGGGCAGAGGUGAAUAUGAAUUGAGUCAGGUGACUGAUCACAUUGAUGAUUUUCUUAGCCACGAUUGGAAGACUUCUCGCUUUGACAAAGUUUUGGCCAUGCUCUGGACUUUCAACUGCUGGGCGGCACUAGUUUCAAGUACACUUGUGAGCUGUUUGACUGGGGUGCUGCGAAUUUAUGCAAAUUCAGAUUUGGGCAAUCAUUGGUGGCCGGUUUGCUUUGGGUACCUCGCAUAUGGGUUUACCCUCUGCUUCUGGCAAAGGAUACGAAGCUGCUUCUGGAAAAGUAGGCAGGUCUUUCUAGACCGCUUGUGCAUUUCUCAGGAGGACGAAGCCUUGAAGCGACAAGGUAUUUUGGGAUUACCGAGUUUCCUUCAUCGAUCUCAACGGCUUACCAUUCUUUGGUCAUCUGAAUGGAGCUCCCGGCUGUGGUGUGUUUUCGAAUUAGCCACCUUUCUCAGCAGGGACUCCUGGCACCACAAGCACCAGAAGCACCAGAAGCAACAGAAACACCAGAAGCACCAGAAGCACCGGCUUUCGAAAGGAAAACCCAUUCAAUUCGUGCCUGUGAAAAUGGGUAGCGUCCUUCUAUUGCAGAGCCUAUGCUUGAUUUCCCUGUCAUUCACUCACGCAGUGAUGUUGGACAUUUUGAACCCUCAGUACGUCUCGGGCGUUCGGCAGCUACUUUUCCAAUUCUAUAUGGUCACCUUUGGAAUAUUGGCGGUCAUCGUGGCGCUGUUCUUGCCUUCCUUCAUCUACAUCGGCCAGGGGAUCAUCCGAGAGCUGGCCGAACUACCAGCUCAGCUCAAAAGCUUCCGUGUCCAAGAUGUGAAAUGUUUCUGCUGCACGAACCAUCACCGUGAACCCAACACUGGGGAGACACUUCCAUGUGACCGUGUGCUGGUGCAUCGAAUGCUGGCGCGAUGGUUUGGAAAGACCUCAGAUGAGGAUGAUUUCGCAUAUGUGGAGAGAUUCAAUAAGCUGGUCCGAGAAGAGCUGUCGAUUGUCGUGCUGUCAGAUGGAACUUUGAGAUUCAGUGAUGCAGUCAAGGUGGCGUGGAGCGUCACAAUUCCUUGGAUUUCAGACUUCAUUCCAUGGUGGGCGGACUCAGAUUUGACCGGUUUUUCUUGGUUCCGUUGGUUUCUUCGCGGCUUCAUGCUUUGGAGCUACAACGGAAUUGUGAUGCUGGCAUGGAUGUGCAUGUGCGGGAUCCUUUGGAAGCUGUCCUUGGCCUUCUUGGACAGGGUGCCCAGGUGUAUUCUGAUGGUAGCACACGUAGCUGCAUUACUUGGCUUCGCCAUUCUCAUUUGGCUUCCCUUCAGGUGGUGGUAUGUUACCACAGACGAAUUGAGCCUGUUGCCACUCGUGCCCUACUCAGCCACUGUGCUGCUUACAAUUGGCUUAUUUCGCUGCCAAUCCGCUGGCAAAUUGGCAUCCCAUGCAGCGCUGCAGCAGGAGCGAUUGGAGCAGCCGGAGCAGGAAGUUUCACCCACGAGUCCCACGAGCCCCACGAGCCCCACGAGCCCACGUGAGGAAGUCUUCGUGGAGCCUCCUGCUCUGUUGGUCGCUGCAGUUUGUCGAACGCCUGCCGACCGUGCAACGCUGCUGGAGCUCUACUCAAAGCAUGUCUUGGAAGCCAAGAAAGUGCUCAGCGAUUUUGCUCUUCGCGCCUGGUCACCUGUGGCUGCCCAAAGCAGCGCGGAAGAGUUCGCUCAGCAGCUGCUGCCCACUGCCCUACGGAUGACGAAGCGUCAGCCUGCUGCGAGCGCCGUCUCCUUUCCGUCCAUGGUUGGAAGUGUUCACCUGGACCUGUCAGCUCAUGCAAAGGAACUUCUUGAGACAGCACCAGAGAAGCUGAAAGACAAGGACCGGCGAUUGCUGGGCCGCAGCCUGGUAAAAGAUGUAGCAAAAGCAUCCUCAUCCACUGCAUUGCUGGCAGUGGCAGAGUCUUGGGCGGAGCUUGUGAAGAAAGCCGGCAAAGUGGAUGAGAAACAGGCAGCCUUGCAAGCCUUGGCUGAGCUAGCGAGCCAUUUGCCUGUCCUUGAAGAUGCUAGCAUGGUUGCAAAGCUGAUAGACCCCAAGGGACCUUUGGCCAAAGUAGCAGCUGAAGACGCGAAUGAAGAGCUCCUGGGCUGCACGCAGGCCUUCGCAAGUCGGAAGCCGCAUCCUGUCACUGGAAUGGGGUAA